AUGGCGAUCAUCCGAGUUUCCACCGGGAGAGAUUCCGCAAGAGAGAAGCCGGCGAUUCAACGAGUGAUUGACUGCACCUUUCAAUCGAAUAUUCAGAAGAUUAUGACGGAUCGGGCAGAGUCUGGCUCUUCCAGUUCGCUCUAUCUUGUGCAGGUCUCACGACAGGAGAGCAGAGAUGGGGAGAUUGGGGAAUGGAACGUCCUGGCAGAGUGA
Molecule: messenger RNA, 213 nt
Organism: Penicillium odoratum
Lineage: Eukaryota; Fungi; Ascomycota; Eurotiomycetes; Eurotiales; Aspergillaceae
Exons: 2
Coding region: 1-213 (70 amino acids)
Source: RefSeq, a predicted model, not a curated record